CACAUAUUGGUCCCUAACGAGAGCAAGGCAACUUAUCCACAAAAACAUAGGGUCCAAAUCCAUGGAUGCUGCUUCCAACUAGGAACUCCAAAAUCAACACAGAACCUGAAGGAAAUCAGCCAAAAAGCUCAGACGCCAGGCAGAAGAACCAUGGCUGCAACUUCUUCAUACUUUGCCUUGACAAAAUUCUCCAUGCCGGGGUUUGCAGGAAGCCAAAGGGGGCAGCAGCUGAGAAAGAGAAACAGCCUCUCCAUCUCUGCUCAGCAGCAGCCAGCAGCCGAAGUGAAAGAAGCAGAAGGAGAGCAAGAGCAAGAGCAAGAAAGAAUGGAGCCAGGAGAGAAAAUGAAGCAGCCAAGGCCAGUCGAGCCCCAGCUAAAUGUGAAAAGCAAGAACAUGGGGAAAGAGUAUGGAGGGCAGUGGCUGAGCAGCGCCACCCGCCACGUCAGGAUCUACGCCGCCUACAUCGAUCCUGUGACCUGUGAAUUCGACCAGACUCAGAUGGAUAAGCUCACCCUGAUCCUCGAUCCCACAAAUGAGUUCGAAUGGACUCCUGAGACCUGCAACAAGGUCUAUUCUUACUUCCAAGAGCUUGUGGAUCACUAUGAGGGUGCCCCAUUGACAGAAUACACACUGAGAUUGAUUGGUUCAGACAUAGAGCACUACAUAAGGAAGCUGCUAUAUGAUGGAGAAAUCAAAUACAACAUGAAUGCACGAGUACUUAACUUCAGCAUGGGAAAGCCAAGAAUUGGGUUCAACUACGAUGACAAACUUCAAGAUGUAAAUCCGUAAGUUUUGAUCCAAAAAUAAAAGGGCAAAAGAACAUUUAGAAACUUUCCGAAAAGCAAAAAGUCACAUUGUCAGAUCCGUGUAACGUAAUACAUAUAACACAUAUAUGAGUAGUAUGUCCUCAAAAGA
This is a messenger RNA of Diospyros lotus (date-plum), 915 nucleotides long. RefSeq names its product NAD(P)H-quinone oxidoreductase subunit M, chloroplastic. Lineage: Eukaryota; Viridiplantae; Streptophyta; Magnoliopsida; Ericales; Ebenaceae. The coding region runs from base 151 to 789 and encodes 212 amino acids. The record is from RefSeq and is a predicted model, not a curated record. Gene Ontology annotation, molecular function: oxidoreductase activity, acting on NAD(P)H, quinone or similar compound as acceptor. The transcript is spliced from 2 exons.